AUGUCUUCUGCGCAUGCCGCCGUCUCCUGGGAUCGUUUUUAUUACCAAUUGCCUAACGAAAAAGUGGCCAUUAAAAUCCCGUCCCAGUCCGUCACCGUCACUCUUCUCCAAAGUUUUCGACCAAUCAAAAGCCUUGUCGUUGGCUUUAGUUUUGGCGGCUGGCAAAUAUGGCGUCUGACCGAUUUAAAACUCAUCUACACUUUUCAAAAUCCAAGUCUGCACUGUGCCGUUGUUAGUUGUGCUUUCGUGGAACCUUCUGACGAUCCAAGGUUUUGCUGCUAUCUUUGGGUUGGAUGGCAAGCUCCGAAAAAGUUCUCAAGAAGGAGGCGUUUCCGAAAUCGCAUCGAAAAUACCAAUUCUGUCACGCAGGACAUCGCUUACGAGUACGAACACUUCUUUGGGGCCUCUCCUCGUCUUUCUACCAAACUCACAGCACUGUGUACAAGCGAGACUCCCUUUGUAAGCCAACUAAAGGCUAUUCAGCCGCUGUCGUCGAGUUACACCGCCAAUCGGGGUCUACAUUCAAGUAGACUGACAGCUAUCACAUGGCGUGCCACCGCCCACAUCGUGCGUAUCGGCUUGUUCGACAUUAAUCGGUGGUAUCAUGCUCAAAUGCCCUCUUCAAUUUGGCCGGACAAUUCAUUUUUUGCUGUCUAUGAUGCUGCGCUAGACUCUUCGAAAUCGUAUCCGCUGGUUCAACUGCGGCCCUCGGUACACGCCUUUGAGGCCCUUGUACCCUUCGUCUUUGUUGGCUCCUCCCAUCAGCGGCCCGAUGACUGCUCUCCCCACCUGACUGGCAACUUUGUCUCUCUGAAAUUUGUGUCUCGUCAGGAGAAGUGUUUGCAAGACCUCACCAGGGCCUGCCUUUCGGAGAAACCGGCUUCACAACCGCGUCACCAGCCACCGUCCUCGUCUGUCUUCAAUGUCUAC
Messenger RNA from Dibothriocephalus latus, 930 nucleotides. NCBI's taxonomy places the organism in Eukaryota, Metazoa, Platyhelminthes, Cestoda, Diphyllobothriidea, Diphyllobothriidae. The record is from the annotation of a GenBank genome assembly.